Molecule: messenger RNA, 822 nt
Organism: Drosophila kikkawai
Lineage: Eukaryota; Metazoa; Arthropoda; Insecta; Diptera; Drosophilidae
Source: RefSeq, a predicted model, not a curated record
AUGUGCGGAUUGGUGCGGAUCUUGUGCCUGCUGGGAAUAAUGGCUCUACUUCUGCCGCUGGGCUACCAUGGUGAAAGCGUCGAGGGAGGCGACCUAUUAGACCCGGCUUAUGGAGACUUUUACGGGAAUGCCAGUGCCCCCAGGUUGCUGCGAUUCCGUGACUUUGAGCCCAGGGAGCCUAGAAAUGUGGCCUAUUCUUUGGUGGAGGAUCCACUGCCAGGAGUAGAACGCGAGGGUCGCGGCUUCCAUUUCCAUGCUAGCGGCGAGGACGUGAGUGUGGAGCUGGAGUUUAUUGUUCCAUUCGUGAAGGUGCCUGUAAAGAGGAGCAUGAACCUGGCCCGAGAUGCGGUCCAGAGUAUUCUCAAUCUGCGAACGGGAGCUAUUCUGAAUACAGCUGUGGUGGUGGCCGCUGGAGCGGUUAUAGCAGCUGUAGUGCGUCUGCUCCUGGCUCCCCUGGUGAUCACCUCGCUGGGCAAUGGUUAUGGCUACAAAUCGGAUAACAGCAGGGGCAUGCGUCGACUUACCGAUGUGGUGGAGUCCCAACUGGAAGAGCACAAUAUCGACAUGACUGUCUGUGUCCAGCAACUCAUCUGCCAGUAUCUGCAAAGGAAUUUGACUUCUGGUUAUGCCAGGGUUCUCAAUGUGUUGGCCAGCUCUUCCUGGCUGCCCUCUUCUGUGCAAGGAACAGCAGUCUUCCAGGCCAUUCAAUCUUCGAGAAGCAGUCGCAGUUGUUUCCAAACAUAUCGCAGCUGUCGAUGGCCCAAACGCUUAAAUUGGACGUCGGGAUCUCUGCCGCAAAUACUAAAGUUCUUUAAUGGAUAA